This is a messenger RNA of Myodes glareolus (Bank vole), 2769 nucleotides long. Lineage: Eukaryota; Metazoa; Chordata; Mammalia; Rodentia; Cricetidae. The record is from RefSeq and is a predicted model, not a curated record.
GGUGCCCAGCCCAGCUCUCUACGUGCUCAUGGUGACCUGGAGUCUGUUGUAGGUGACACAUUCAGGCCUGGGCUUCUCCACUGACCUCUGGUGGUGGCACCUUGUGUUGCCCCGGAUUGGCUGCUGGUUGGACUCCAUGUCCCCGGCAGUCACCAUUUCCAUGCAGUUCUAGCUCUAGCACCCGACUUUCCAGUCUAAGAACCUGUGGACAUCAAGGAUGAGCAGGCUAUUUGCUGGAUCACCUGCAGCACUCGCAGGUAUUCAUGCAGGAGCAUAUACACAGGGCCGGGUAAAAGCCCACAAACACAAAGUGCAUGUUUAUAACCAGGCACCUAAACCCCUUAAUGGUGUGUGUCCUGGGUGCGCACUCUGUUCCUGGAUGCGCCCAGGCUGACACACUUAGUUUGCUUGGCUACUCACUUCCCUCUUCAGCUCGAAGACUUCAGCUUCAUGCUGUUCACGAAGGCGGUGGGUUGCAAUCUGAAGGUCAACUAGCUCCUUGGAAAUCUGUGGGUAACCAGGGUGAGAGAUGCUGCCAGUGGCUUUGUGGGCUCUCUGUUCCUACAGAACCCCACAGCCCCACAUUUACCUGCAACCGCUGCUUCUCACUGGGCUCUGGAUCUGUCUGAUACUCUCCCUCCAGGCCUGUAGCCCAGGUGGGCUGUCCAGAAACUCUUGGUAGCCAAUCCUCAGUUCCUGGAACAACCUGGGAAGGCACCCCCCCCCCCACAUUUAGGUGGAUCUCCAGCCCGGGCUGUGGACCCCACUCUUAUAGAGGCAUUACGUUCCUCUUGAACAAGGUCAGUUCCUUCCCUGGGCAGGAACAGACACAAGAUCCAGGGACUUGUUCCCUUCUGGUCUGUGAAGGAAAGGAAGGACCCCAAGGCAACAUCCGUGUCCUGGAAAGACUCACAUUCUCUGUGACUUGAAGUGGGACACCUGGCCUGGGGCUUGGGGCUGCCACAUACUCCAUAGUGGAGAGAAAUCCUGGCUAGGGAUCUGUCUGAUCGUGGCCUGCUUCCCGGCUGUUGCUGUGAGUGUUGCCAAGGCCUCUGUUGAUCUUAGAGAUUACCCAUCCUGCCUACAAGGAAGGGCAAGGCCGUUCAGUGCUCAUGAAGAGGGGAGUGCUCAACUCCUUGCACAUUUCACUCUUUCAUGGGCCCCAUGCCAUCUGGGAAAUAUAGAAAGGCAACCAGUUUAUUUCAGGCCAGUUGGAUCCAGAAGUGCAAGACGACGCCAAACCUGUACUGCAAUUGUAGGCACUAUUUGUCUUUAUGUGGGAAAUUCUGGCCUCCUGCAGGGAUUUGUAACUAGAGUCUUACCUAUCUUCUUGUGUCAGCCGAACUCACACCAGCAGGUGAACAAACUGGACACACCCUUCUGUCGGAGAGAAGCGGGCAUAAUCAGGGGCAGUGGACCGCACGAACUAGCUCAACAUGGGCAUCAGGAAGGAUAAGUUGGAAGAGGUGCCCUUUCUUGAUGCUGGGUUGGAGCACGCUCACCAUCCCACACUGUGCUCUAUUGGUGCCUGUUCCCUUUUGCGCAUGCGCAAUUCCUGCAGUCGUUUGUCAGGUCUCAGCGCUCAGGGUCACGCCCGGAGAGAGGGGGAGUGUGGUGGGCAGAGGCCACGACCUGUCAGGGACGCUAGACUGGCGGCUUACGUUGUGUGUGUGGCUGACCCACCUCGUACAGCUCAGGAGAAGGGAUUCACUAGGCUGUGUUGCCUCUUCUGGAGAAGGUGUGGACUGGCUGAGGUCUGCGACCAUGAAGGUCAAAGUCAUCCCGGUACUUGAAGACAACUACAUGUACCUGAUCAUUGAGGAGCACACACGGGAGGCAGUGGCUGUGGAUGUGGCUGUGCCCAAGAGGCUGCUGGAGGUUGCCAGCCGAGAGGGGGUGUCUCUGACCACGGUGCUGACCACCCAUCACCACUGGGACCACACACGUGGAAAUGCAGAGCUGGUGCACCUGCAGCCAGGACUGGCGGUCAUGGGAGCAGAUGAGCGCAUCUGUGCACUAACCCGCAGGCUGGCACAUGGGGAGGAGCUUCAGUUUGGGGCCAUCCACGUGCGGUGCCUCUUGACGCCGGGUCACACCUCUGGCCACAUGUGCUACUUCCUGUGGGAGGAUGAAUGCCCGGACCCACCAGCCCUCUUUUCUGGGGAUGCUCUGUCAGUGGCAGGCUGUGGCUGGCAUCUGGAGGACACUGCCCAGCAGAUGUACCAGAGCUUGGCCAAGACUCUGGGCACCUUACCACCCCAGACGAAGGUAUUCUGUGGUCAUGAGCAUACACUGAGCAAUCUUGAGUUUGCGCAGAAGGUGGAGCCCUGCAACAACCAUGUGCGAGCCAAGCUGUCCUGGGCCCAGAAGAGGGACGAUGAUGACAUACCUACCGUGCCUUCGACACUAGGCGAGGAACUCUUGUACAACCCUUUCCUGAGGGUGACAGAGGAUCCAGUUCGUGAGUUCACAGGCCAGGUGGCACCAGCCCAGGUCCUGGAGGUGCUCUGCAGGGAGCGAGCACGCUUCCAGCUCGCUCUGGAGCCACCACAGCCUCAGGCUGACUGGAACCCUGGCCUCCAGAACAUUCCUCUCAGGCCCUGCCACUCUGCUCUGAAGAACCAACAAAUGGUGCUUUCCUUCUCUCUACUGCUCAUGGGGUCACACAAGUGAAUCUCUGAAGGGGCUGUUGUGGGCCCCGAGACAUACAUGUCCUGGGAACUGACAAGGGUGAAUAAAACUUGGCAAGGCCCAGUGUGGUGCCAGACA